CCGGUGUCGCCAUGUCGGUGCGCGGGAAGCUGAUCGCGGUGCUGGGCGAUGAGGACACGGUGACCGGGUUCCUGCUGGGCGGCAUCGGCGAGCUGGAUAAGCACCGCAAGCCCAACUUCCUGGUGGUGGGCAAGGAGACGAGCGUGGCCGAGAUCGAGGAGGCGUUCCGGAGCUUCUUGAACCGGGAGGACAUCGGCAUCAUCCUGAUCAGCCAGUGCGUGGCCGACCUCAUCCGGCACGCCGUGGAGGAGCACCGCCGGCCGCUGCCCGCCGUGCUCGAGAUCCCCUCCAAGGACCACCCCUACGACCCCAGCAAGGACUCGGUGCUGCGCCGCGCCAGGGGCCUCUUCUCCCCCGAGGACCUGCGCUAGGAGCGGGCUCCCCCGAAACAACCCCCGUGUAGCACCCUUGGAACCCCCUUGGAACUGCCCCGGGGGACAUCAGCCCUGCCCGGGAAACCCAAUUUCUCCCCCCUUGAGGUCCUAAAACCCCCCUGUGGUGUCCUGGACCCCCUCCUCCAGG
This is a messenger RNA of Neopsephotus bourkii (Bourke's parrot), 522 nucleotides long. It is a transcript of the gene ATP6V1F, whose product is annotated as ATPase H+ transporting V1 subunit F. The record is from RefSeq and is a predicted model, not a curated record. Gene Ontology annotation, cellular component: proton-transporting V-type ATPase, V1 domain; membrane. Gene Ontology annotation, biological process: proton transmembrane transport. The transcript has 2 exons. Lineage: Eukaryota; Metazoa; Chordata; Aves; Psittaciformes; Psittacidae. Gene Ontology annotation, molecular function: proton-transporting ATPase activity, rotational mechanism. Bases 12 to 371 code for a protein of 119 amino acids.